Messenger RNA from Osmia lignaria (orchard mason bee), 6378 nucleotides. Lineage: Eukaryota; Metazoa; Arthropoda; Insecta; Hymenoptera; Megachilidae. The record is from RefSeq and is a predicted model, not a curated record.
GUAUUUGACCCGUGUAGCGUAAAAUGUGCACCAGUACCUCUUACCGGUGUCUCCUUUGUAAAAAAAAAAUAGAAAUCGUUAAUCAAUUCCCUAUAACUACAGCUCUACAAAAGCGAGCGUUAGAAAAGAAGAAUCGGUCGGAAGCGUCUCGUGAUAAGUUUAUCAUUGAUUUUCGAAGAAUCGCGAAACGUCGUUUCUAUUAGAUGUAAUUAAAUGGGUUGCACGUUUUAGAUGCGUAUUAAAAUAUCGUUGUUCCGACUAGGUACGUAGAGAAGGAGCUGCCAGCGGAAACGGAACGCAGGGUGCGCUCCCGCAAUUUUUCAAACGGCGCGAUUUCGAGUUUCGCGAGAAACAGCGGGUCGAUGGCGAGGAGUAAGGACCGACGUCGAAUGGAAAACGGCGACGUGUUCGAGACGAGACAAAGUUGAGAGUCGAACGGAAGGAGGAAGCCACGAGGGUGUCCCGUUUGAAAAGAGCGGCGGCAAGUUGCACGCGCGAGAAACGAAUAACGUUUGGAUGACACGCAUAUUAUCCAAAGCCCGUGAAGAACAAGCGGUAGGCGGACGAAUACAACGAACGAACCUUUCGAUUAGGUAUUAUCAAUCGACGCGAUAGAAAAUGAGCGAUAACGCGAGACAAGCCAACGGCACGUCUACUUACGCGUCCACGAGUAGGUAAUGCGGUUCAAGUCAGUAGCGUAGCUAUCCGAUCUCGCGAUGCGUCGCGAUUCUUCCGUUUCCUUUUAGCGUCGUUUCACCGUCAGAAUCGAACUGCAACUUGGAAAAGGCGGUAUAAACUAGGAUAGGCGAGGCGAGGCGUGGCGAGGCUGGACGAUCGCUUAUCCGUUAUCGGACCGCGAUCACUAAAGUCUAAUCUAUCGGUAGCGGCGACUUUACCGCGGCACGCGUGUCAUUUCCGACAGAUAGAGCGAGCUGACGCGUAUCUAAGAAUAGUUGUUAAAAAAACGGCGGAUAGACGGACGGCCGUUUUCGCGGAUAUACGACCCAGCCGCCGAUCCGCGCUCGUCCGUUUUCGUUGAUUUGCUCGCGACAUACGCGCAACACCUCGAAUCAAUUCGAACCGGUCGCCGUGAAAGAGGAAAGUGGCUCGCGCGGAUCGCGAGCAGGAAAAUGGACGCGUGCAAACGAACCUCAAACUGUCCUGCCCGCAAGGUCCUGCUCGGUAUCGUGACAGUGGCAAACGAAGCCUCGUCGUUCGAGUCAAAGAGGAGGUGAAAAAGAAAAAGAAGAAGAAGAAGAAGAAGAAGAAGAAGAAGAAGAAGGAAAGAGGACAGGGCUCGAGAGCGUACACAUAGAUGGGUACCAAGUGGAUCGUCGCGUUGACGAUCGCGUGGCUAACGUUUCCGGUGAACGGGAGAACGACUUGUCGCGAGGUACAAUUGGCUCGUGACUGCGAGGCCCUGUGCAAGAGAAACCGGAACGGGCCGAUUUCCUGCGAGCUCAGGGUGGCCGUUCUACUACCGGCCGAUCCAAGCUUCGACAUUUCCUUGCCAAAGGUUCUUCCGGUUCUCGACUUGGCUGUCUACCACGCUAGAUCGCGAGGCCUACUACCCCGCUGGUUGAAACUAAAGUUUCUUUCGCAGGACGAUCACUGCGACGCGAUGUACGCUCAGAUCGGCGCGAUCGAUAGCUUUUCCAAUUGCGUUCACCUCUUUCUCGGACCCGCCUGCGAUUACUGCGUAGCUGCCGUUGGAAGGGUGGUGAAGUUUUUCGGCGCCCCGUUGAUCACCACCGGGGGAUUCACCUUCGAUUUUACCGAGAAGAAGACCGAGUGCAAAGACGAAUACUUUAUGACCACUAGAAUCGGAAACGUGGCUUUUAGGGAUCUCGCCAAAUUUAUCGUUGCCUUGAUGGAUCGUCACGAAUGGCGAAAGGUGCAUCUAGUGUACGCGACGAACGGGCAAAGUCAGGUGGCCGGCAGACACACCUGUCAGCUGAUGAUGAAGUCGAUGGUGGAGUUUAUCAAGAAGCAGCCAAACUUUACGUUCGGUACGUUCGACCUGGAGACGACAGUGGGCGAAGAUUACGAGGAAGCGUUGCGGACUCACGUCGGCAACUGGUACGGUGACGCUUUUCUGGGCCCCGUCUGCGAUUACGUGAUCGCGCCGGUCGCCAGAUACGCGGGUGUCUGGAGGAUCCCGGUGUUGACGGCCGGCGCUCAGGCCGAGGCGUUUCGCUACAAGGGUGAACACUAUCCCACCCUGACCAGGAUGAUGGGUUCCCACCGGCUGGUCGGCGAGGCGCUCAGGCAUAUCUUGAAACGUUUCGGAUGGAAAAUCGCCGGACUUCUUUAUCACAAUCACGCGAUGGCGAGCAGCCGUGGCAACUCCGAGUGCCACUUCACUUUGGGCGCUGUGUUCACCGCUUUGAAUCAAACGCCUGUCUACCGAAGCUUCAAUCAAGAGACGACGAGCGGCGAGGACUACAGGAAUUUGCUCGCCUUCCUCGCUAAGUCUGCCAGGAUUGUAGUGAUGUGCGCCAAUUCGACGACGAUCAGGGAAAUUUUACUGGCCGCCGAACAACUCGGGAUGGUGGAUUCCGGGGAGUACGUGUUCUUCUCGAUCGAGCUAUCGUCCAGCGACAACAACUCGGAGGAACCGUGGAGAGUGGAAACCGAUACGGAGGAGAAAAACGAGAAGGCGCGAAAAGCCUACCAGGCGUUGUUAACGGUGACCGCGCGAACUCCCGAUAAUAUCGAGUACUUGAACUUUUCGAGGGAAGUGAAAUCACUGGCCCAGAGCAACUACAAUUUCACGUUCGGUAACAGUUCGGUCUCGACGUUUGUCACCGCUUUUUACGACGCCGUCCUCCUUUACGCCCUUGCGCUUAAGGAGAGCUUGCCGGCAUAUCCGGGAAAAAUUAAUUUAGACGGCGGUGAUCUCACCCGAAGGAUGUGGGGAAGAAGCUUCAAAGGUAUAACGGGUGACGUGAAUAUCGACGAGAACGGCGAUCGAAUAGCGGACUACUCUCUUCUCGACAUGAAUCCUGAAACAUCGAGGUUCGAGAUCGUCGCUAAUUAUUACGGCGCCAAUAAAACGCUCGAGUAUAUACCUGGGAAAAGGAUUCACUGGUCCGGUGGUCGAAAGGAACCACCGCCGGAUACACCCACCUGCGGCUUCGACGGCUCCUUGUGUCCCGAUAAUUCUCUUCCAGGACACGCGAUUCUAUCGAUGGUCCUCAGCUCGAUCGUCGUCGUCCUCGCAAUCGUUUCGGUUUUUAUCUACAGACACUUUAAGCUCGAAGCGGAAAUAGCUUCGAUGACCUGGAAGGUGCACUGGAACGAUAUUAUCGUGAUGCCGAACGCGAAAACGAGAGGUUCCAUGUACUCGUUGAUGGCGAACAAGAUGCGCGGUAGCCAACUGACCAUCUAUUCGGUGGAUAACGCCAGUUUUGGGGCCGAACUGGACAGAACCGUCUACGUUCCAACGGGGAUAUACAAGAACUCCAAGGUUGCCAUAAAACUGAUACCGAGGGACAAGGUGGAAAUCUCGCGGCCCCUGUUGCUCGAACUGAAGAGGAUGAAGGACCUUCAGCACGAUCAUCUGGUGCGGUUCUACGGUGCUUGCGUCGAGCCCCCGCACUGUUGCCUCUUGACCGAAUACUGCCCCAAGGGUUCUCUUCAGGACAUCUUGGAGAACCAGCAGAUCAAACUGGAUCGCGUGUUUCGUGGAUCUCUGAUACACGAUAUCGUUCGAGGGAUGGGGUAUCUUCACGCGUCCGAACUAAAGAGCCAUGGCAAUCUAAAAUCCUCCAACUGUGUGGUCGAUUCGCGAUUCGUUCUCAAGAUCGCCGAUUUUGGAUUGCACGAACUGAGGAAGCCUAAUCCCAUCGAAGCGGAAGCGGACAGGAACAGCUAUGCCUACUGGAGAAGACAGCUGUGGACGGCGCCGGAAUUGUUGCGAAUGGAAAGGCGACCACCGGAAGGUACUCAAAAGGGCGACGUGUACAGCUUCGGUAUAAUCGUCCACGAGAUCGUGGUACGAAAAGGACCAUUCUACUUGGGUGACGACCGCGACCUCUCACCGAACGAAAUCGUAGAAGGAGUGAAAAGGGGCGGUGGUUCCCCUUUGAGGCCAGCGAUCGACGAGUCCGCGGUCGAAGAAGAAGUGGCUACGUUGAUGAGGAGAUGCUGGGCACAAGACUCCGCGGACCGACCAGAUUUUCCCGCGCUCAAGCAGACUAUACGAAAAAUUAACAAAGACUACGAGAGCAGCAAUAUUCUGGACAAUUUACUCUCUCGUAUGGAACAAUACGCCACGAAUUUGGAGACUUUGGUGGAGGAACGUACCGCUGAUUACCUCGAAGAGAAACGCAAAUGCGAAGAGCUUCUUUAUCAAUUAUUGCCCAAGUCCGUCGCGUCUCAGCUGAUACUCGGUCAAAGCGUGAUUGCCGAAACUUACGAUCAAGUGACCAUCUACUUUAGCGAUAUAGUAGGAUUUACCAAACUAUCGGCCGAGAGCACUCCUCUUCAAGUGGUGGAUUUGCUUAACGAUCUCUACACGUGUUUCGACUCCAUUAUCGAAAAUUUUGACGUCUACAAGGUGGAGACGAUAGGUGACGCUUACAUGGUAGUGUCUGGAUUACCGGUGAGAAACGGAACGAAUCACGCGAGGGAAAUUGCCAGGAUGAGCUUAGCGUUAAGAGACACCGUGAUGACGUUCAGUAUAAGACACAGGCCGAACGAGCAGCUAAAGCUUCGAAUUGGGAUGCAUUCCGGACCCUGCGUGGCUGGCGUAGUCGGCUUGAAGAUGCCAAGGUACUGUCUCUUCGGAGAUACCGUUAACACAGCCUCUAGAAUGGAGAGCAACGGUGAAGCUCUGAUGAUCCACGUCAGUCCGAAGACGAAGGAAAUCUUGGACACCUUUGGCACCUUCGAACUUGUUUGCAGAGGCGAGGUCACUCUGAAGGGUAAAGGCACGAUGACUACAUACUGGUUGAUGGGUGAGAAGCCAACCAACAAUAACGUUCAACGAGCAAACGUUUCCUCGAUAACGACAUCGACAACGACGACGACAACGACGGCAGCAGCAACCAUGACAACGAUCGCGACGACGACGCACGCGGCGAAGCCGGAAGAUAAACGACCGUGCGAUAUGGCGCGGCAAAGCUGUCAGGAGCAGAAUACGAGUGUUCGAGUGCCGACAAAGAUUCCGGAACAGUCAGGAUCUCAGUCUAAUCAGCUUCGACGACAGUCGAUCGGUCCUCGCGACGUUCAAAUUCAGAGUCGCAAAGAAACGACCGACGACGGUGGCGGAGGCGGCGGUGGUGGUGGCGGCGGGGGUGGUAAUAACGUAACAGGAAACGGAGCAACGAUUCGCGCUCGUUCGAUAUCUGGCAGCUCGAUGGUAGACGUUUCGCCGUCUCGAAAUCGCGUUUCCGUCUCCGCCUCGGCGUCGUCGAACAGCGCGAUUUCGCAAUCCCGUCGUUCCUAUCAAACGACCGCCGACAGUAUUCCAAAUCACACGGAGAGUGGACCAAACGCGCCCCUGUUGGUACCCGCGGCACCACCUCCCCGAGUCUAGCUCCUCUACCACUCACACAUUGUUCAUUCGUGAUUCCUGUAUCAUCGUCUCUCGUGUAGAAUAGCAGCGAAGCAACCUCUGAUCGGCCCGUGUCCGAUUGAAAUUUGGGUCCACUCGUUCGAAAGAAUGCCUCCUGCCUUUCGACGUAAAAAACACUGAUUCACGGAGAAGAGCUUAGUUGCGCGCCAACAACAAUCUUUCCUAUCCACUGGCCAUAGGAAAGCGUGCGUCUGUUCGCGACCUACCUACCUACCUACCGUGUUCCCCAUAGCGUCGAUAAUUUUUCGAGGACCAGCGCUUUCACUAGAAUAACCGCGAAACUCCGAAAUACCAGAUUUUAUACGCGUACGCGGAAAUGGAGGGAUAAGAAACUAUGAAGCAAACAGGAAAUGACACGAUGCGAGUAAAAUAUGUUGCGCGCACGCGUAUGAUUGCAUCACUCAACACAAAACGGGCUAUAUUCGUGUGUACCUAUACUCAUGGCACGUGCAUACAUGAGCAGACGCAACACAGACAGACAAACACAUACGUAAUCGUAUACACUUAUAUUUAUAUUUAUGAAGAGUUAAAGUUAGAUAUCGGUGUGCAAAAGUAGAGGCGGGGCCUCGUCCGAAAAUCACGGCCGUAUCUAUAGCUUGACUAUUGGCUAUGCGCAAAAUGGUCGCAUGCUAGAGGUAUUAGGUAUACGUGUACGCGCGUGGUACACGCCGUAAAACGAAAGUAUGAGAAUCGAGCACGACCCGCGUCCCGAAGAUCGAAUUUCUCUCUAUUCGUGUCAAUCUCUUUUAACGUUGUAACGAUCGAUAUUCCUAAAAUAAAAUUUCAUUGUUUCCAAA